UUUGGCAGGGUGAUGCAGAGAGCUGAUGUUGCUUCGCCUCGGCCAUCCAGUACUAGUAGUUCUCAGAGUUUCCAAAGCUUUGCAUCUAGUGAGGACUAUCAGGAUCGUGGACCUCGACCAGGCCAGGAUAUCUGUAUUGGGGAAGAAGUAAAGAUAGCUAUUCAUUUGUCUAUUGAACGUUUCCGAAUGAAUGAAAGCCAAAAAGAGCUUGAAUUUCCAUCCUCACUGACAGCCACAGAAAGAGCCUACAUUCACAAACUAUGUGAAGGAAAUGGCUUGAAAUCAAGAAGUAAAGGGAAGGGAAGCGGACGGUUUCUUACUGUUACUAAAAAAGAAGGAUGUUUGUCUUCCCAGUCAUCAGCCUCUUUCUACUUAGCAAGAAACAGUCGUCAGCAAAUUCUGAAUCUUUUGCAAAGAUAUCCAGUCUCCAGUAAAGAACGUCAGGAGUUGAAACCAAGAGUUGAUAGGAACCAACCAAACGAUGUUUGUAAAGAACUGAACAAAACAACUAUUGGCAAACUCAAUAAUGGAGUUGCACAAGUGCCCCCUGCCCAUUGUGACUCCGAUCUGAAAUCGUUCCGGGAAGGAUUGCCUGUCUUCAAGCACAAACAGAAGAUUCUUGAUGCCCUCAAUAGUAACCGCAUUAUUUUGGUGUCUGGUGAGACUGGAUCAGGAAAGACUACACAGGUUCCACAGAUGAUACUGGAUACAUGCUGCGAAAAUAAGACACCUUGUAGAAUAUUCUGUACACAGCCGAGAAGGAUUGCUGCCCUCAGCAUUGCUGAAAGGGUGGCUUUAGAGAGAGGAGAGAAAAUUGGUCAGACAGUUGGUUAUCAAAUACGAUUGGAGAGCAAGGUGUCUCCAAAAACUUUACUUACAUUUUGCACAAAUGGAGUUCUUCUUCGUACUUUAAUGAAUGGGGAUGCAUCGUUCGCUGGUGUUACACAUGUGAUUGUGGAUGAAGUUCAUGAAAGAGACCGGUUUAGUGACUUUUUACUGGCUUCCAUGGAUGACCUGAUGACAAAACACCCUAACCUCAAAGUCAUUUUAAUGAGUGCAGCACUGAAUACACAACUUUUUGUUCAAUUUUUCAAUAACUGUCCUGUCGUCCAUAUCCCUGGCACUCUUUUCACUGUCAAAGAAUAUUUCUUGGAAGAUGUAUUAAAGUGGACAAAUUACAGCAACCAAGCCAUGGAAAAAGCAAAAAGAGAGAAGAGAAAUGUGAAAAAACAGGUAGAACAGUUGGAAGAGUGGUGUGCAAAGAUGAAUAUUGGAAAUUCAGAGGAGGAGGCGCAUUCCAACACGGCACUUAAUAGCACUAGUGAAGAUAAAGAAGAACUCCAGGACUGGAUCAUCAAAGACAUGGAUCAGUUCUUAACUGAUAUCUUCUUGAUGGGAAGUGAAGAGAAAUUCACCCAGAUGGUUCAUCUCAUUAUGAGUGAAAAUGUCAGUGUGGACUACCAGCAUUCUGAGACUGGUGUGACACCUUUGAUGGUGACCACUGCCAGAGGCAUGACUGAUGAAGUAGAACAGCUGCUGAACCUAGGAGCUAAUGUGAAUCUCCAUACACCUAAUGGUUGGACAGCCAUUGACUGGGCCAAGCACUUCCAGAGAGUAGACAUUCUAGAAAUGUUGGAGGCUUUGAUGUUAUCAGACGAUGUUGGACCUACUGGGGAUUCUGUGACAGAUAACCAGUUGUUGACAGAGGAAGAGAAGGACCUCCUGUCCCUCUACCAAAACUGUUUUGAUGAUGAGAAGGUGGAUAUUCAUCUCAUCCUCAGCCUCAUUUACCAACUCAUGAUAAACUACACAGAAGGUGCUAUAUUGGUCUUCCUACCUGGAUAUGAUGAUAUUGUUGGUUUGAGAGAUUUGAUUGCUGAAGACCCUUUCUUUCACAAGUACAAAUACUUGGUAUUUACUCUUCAUUCUGCAAUGCAGUCCAAUGAUCAAAGGAAGGUGUUUAAAACUCCACCUCCUGGAGUAAGAAAAAUUAUACUGGCUACCAAUAUUGCAGAGACAAGUAUCACCAUUGAUGAUGUUGUGUUUGUCAUUGAUUCUGGAAAAGUCAAAGAGAAAACAUUUGAUGCUUUAUUGUCUGUCACCAUGUUGAAAAGUAAUUGGAUAUCAAAGGCCAGUGCCCUACAGAGAAAGGGCAGAUCAGGAAGGUUGAGGCCAGGUCAUUGUUAUCACCUCUUCAGCAAGGUACGAUACUCCAACCUGAUGGACUUCCCAGCUCCAGAGAUUCUGCGAUACCCACUGCAGGAAUUGUGUCUCCAUACCAAGCUUCUUGCUCCAAAAACCUGUUCCAUCGCUGAUUUCCUGUCAAAGUGUCCAGAGCCCCCAACAUUCCUUCUCACUAGGAAUGCCAUACAUCUACUCAAGCAAAUUGAUGCCUUGGAUCCAUGUGAGGAUUUGACAGAGUUAGGACAUCACUUGGCAGACCUGCCUGUUGAGCCCAGCCUUGGGAAAAUGGUUCUAUACUCGGUUAUACUAAAGUGUCUUGACCCAGUACUCACAAUUGUGUGUACAUUGGCCUACAAAGAUCCAUUUGUAUUACCAAAUCAACCUAAUUUGAAGAGAGAAGCAAGUAUGUCACGACGUAAAUUUGCUGCUGACACAUACAGUGAUCACAUGGCUUUAUUGCGAGCUUUCCAGGCUUGGCAGCGAGCUAGGACUGAUGGUUGGGAGAAAAGCUUUUGUGAUAAGAAUUACCUUUCCUCUGCCUGUAUGGAGAUGAUUGUUGGCAUGAGAACACAGUUGCUUGGCCAGUUGAGGGCAUCAGGCUUUGUACGAGCUCGAGGUGGAGGAGACAUCAGGGACCUCAACACUAAUUCCGAGAACUGGGCUGUGGUGAAGGGUGCAUUGUGUGCAGGCAGCUACCCAAAUCUGCUCCGGGUCGACCGACAAAAGGCCAAGCUCACAACCCAGAAAGAAAGUAAUGUGUUCUUCCACAUGAGUUCUGUGGUAAGUCAAAUUCCGAGCUCAAAGAAAACCCAGAAAAGUCAGUUCAUCAAAAGCUUGCACUCUGAUUGGCUAUUCUACCAGGAGAUGACCCGAUUCCAACGACAUCCUAUGGUGAGGACGUGCACUGUGGUGUCUCCAAUUACUGUGGCUAUUUUUGCUGGACCUGCCAAGCUUUCACCAGAUGCUGUCAAGGACAGACAUUUGAACAGAAAUUUGGGGACGAGAGGAGAGUUUGGUAGUGAGGAAAGUGAUAGUGAAGGUGAGGAUCAGGAAGAUGAGAGGAAAACCACACUACAGCUGGACGAAUGGCUUGGCCUGAAACUGGACAAUGAGACGAUGAGCAUAGUGUUGCAGCUAAGACAGAAAUGGAACAGCUUGCUGCUACGAAGGAUGAAGUCUCCCUCCAAGACAUGGUCGCAGCUGGAUGAGUCUGUGGUGAGAACCAUUGUUAAUGUUUUAACAAAUGAAGAACAGACAAUGGGACUGCAGCAACCAGCCGGAAUUGGUCAGAGACCAAGACCUAUGACUGCUGAGUCUAUCAUGUCUGGAGGCAAUGGAAAAGGCAACUUUGACUUUGUUACUCCUCCACGCAAAAAUUUCCAGUUUCAACAUGGAAAUAGUGGUGUUGAGAAUACAUCGUCCAGCAGUUGUCCGUCCACCAACACCAGUCUGAAGGGUAGUCAGCCCAGCACACCUUCCAUGAGUCCAGGCCCAGCCUCCCCAAGGCUGAACCCCCAAACCCAGGUACCAGCCAGCUUCUGGAUCAUGAAAUGUACUAAUCAAAACAAACUAGACAUUUCCAUGAACAAGGCAAUGUGGACUACAAAUAUCUCUAGCCAGAAGAAAGUUAAUAGUGUGUUUCAGGAAGGGAAAACCGUUUACCUGAUUUUCUCUGUACAAGGAAGUGGCCAUUUCCAGGGUUAUGCUAAAAUGAAGUCAAAGCUUGUAUAUAAAAAGUGCCAGGACUCUGGCCAUCAUGGAUCUGACUAUACCUGUGAUAUUGAGUGGAUAAAAAGAGCAAACUUGCCAUUUCAAAGUUGUCACCAGUUGCUGAAUCCAUGGGAUGAAAACAGAAGAGUACAGAAUAGUAAAGAUGGUCAGGAGAUUGAGCCACAUGUUGGAGAAGCUCUGAUUAAACUGUGGGAUAAAUCGUGUGGACCUCAGGGGAAAUCCUCCCCUUUAGUCAGUAACAAGCCUCAGUACGUAGGUAAAAAAGAAACAGCCAUUUCACCAGAGAGUUUGGGUAGCUACCAGUUCAUAGGAAGUGAUCGCAAUGAUUAUCAUUGUCACUACAGACAGGCACAAUAUCAGGACCAGGGAACCUACACAGGAUAUCACAUCAAUGAAGGGUCACACAAAGAUUAUAAAGGUCAAAGGGGAAAAUCCUCAGGGAAACCUUCAAUUAAUCCAGGAAAUUCUUUUGACACCUACAGUGUGCACCAAAGUGGUGGGUACCAAGAUGGUGGGGUAAGGCCCGGCACUGACUACGGAUCAUAUAACUAUCAUCACAGGGGUCAGAGUUCAGUUCAUCAUCACGGAGAUCACCGGAAAGGAAAUCACAGCCGAUCUGGGAAUAGGAGAUAGUUUGAUUACGAUUCCUGAACAUGUUAAUAGAACUUUAUUGUGUUCUCUUUCUAAGCAGCAGUGCAGUUUAACAUAGCCAUAUCUCUAUUUUCAUAUAUGUUUUCUCAUAGGACUUGCACUGCAAGAGCCAUUUGAUGAUAUAUCAGAUCAACAGCAUACGAUGAAGUUCUCAAGAUUAUUCAUAGUCACAAAUUUACAUCUGUAUGAAUAAAAAGCUCUAUGGCCUAAGAAUGUAGUGAAAGGAAAAAUAAAUAUCAAGUUAGUUACAAUCAAUGACCUUGAAUGUCUGAUUUGUUAACAAUUUGAAAAAUAAUGUUCUAAAUAUUUUCCACUGUUAGCUUUUUCCAUUAUAUCUGCAGACUUUGAAGGUCUUAGAUAAGUCGUAGAGGAGUGUUCGUGAAUGACAGUUUAUACACGGCAGGAUUUCAUAUUGAAUCACAUCAGGUGUUUUUAAAUCCCUUUCUGCCUGUGGUCCGUCCAUCAGUCUGUCUUUUGCAUCUUCUCAAAAACUACCUUAGGGAUCUGUUUGAUACAUCAGUAAUGUAUGCCACAUGGCACCAUACUUGGAGCAUGAUUUCAUGUUCACGAUUGCUACCAGCCAUAAUUUUGAUUUUGGCUUUUAAAGUUUGUUUCUGCUAUUUCUCAAAACCUGAAGAGAUUUUUUGUUCUAUCUAGUUUAGGCAGUAGUUGAGCAUGUUAACAUUGUGACUCAGAAUAGUUGCUCAGAAUGGCUAUUAUCACUAUUUCAGAACUGAUCUUUUUGGAAACUUUUUGUUAUAUCUAAUAUUGGUCCUAGUUUUACAAGAUCUGUUAUGAGUAAGAUCAGCAUGUAAUAUGUCCAGUAUUGGUCCUAGUUUUACAAGAUCUGUUAUGAGUAAGAUCAGCAUGUAAUAUGUCCAGUAUUGGUCCUAGUUUUACAAGAUCUGUUAUGAGUAAGAUCAGCAUGUAAUAUGUCCAGUAUUGGUCCUAGUUUUACAAGAUCUGUUAUGAGUAAGAUCAGCAUGUAAUAUGUCCAGUAUUGGUCCUAGUUUUACAAGAUCUGUUAUGAGUAAGAUCAGCAUGUAAUAUGUCCAGUAUUGGUCCUAGUUUUACAAGAUCUGUUAUGAGUAAGAUCAGCAUGUAAUAUGUCCAGUAUUGGUCCUAGUUUUACAAGAUCUGUUAUGAGUAAGAUCAGCAUGUAAUAUGUCCAGUAUUGGUCCUAGUUUUACAAGAUCUGUUAUGAGUAAGAUCAGCAUGUAAUAUGUCCAGUAUUGGUCCUAGUUUUACAAGAUCUGUUAUGAGUAAGAUCAGCAUGUAAUAUGUCCAGUAUUGGUCCUAGUUUUACAAGAUCUGUUAUGAGUAAGAUCAGCAUGUAAUAUGUCCAGUAUUGGUCCUAGUUUUACAAGAUCUGUUAUGAGUAAGAUCAGCAUUUUAAGAAAGCUGUCGGAGGCUAUGAGUCAAUACUAUUGAUACAGUGUAACUAAGAGAAAGAAAAAAAAACAAAAAUAGAACUGAUUAAAAUCAUAUGUAUCUUCUGUUGAGUUGAAUCAUCAGUUUUGAUAGUUGGCUUUACUGUAUUUAAAGAUAUUAUGAAGAUAUUAUUUCAGAGUGCACACAAAAAUGCUGCAUUAAAAGAGAUAUUGACUUAAUGCAGGAAUCUAUAAAAAAUAAAAGUUUGUUUUGUUUGUUUGUUUGUUUUGUGACAUAAUUUCAUGGUAAUUGUUGUAAAUGCAUAGUGUAUAAAAUUAUUUGAUUAAAAAGUGAUGCACUAGGACAAUAAAUUUAGUGAUAAGAAUGCCAAAAUAAUGACAAAAGUAGUGAGGCAGCUUAUGAUCUGUUGGUGGAGGAUACACUAGUGGUAAUUGUUUACUUUAUAAAAACAGGAUGAAAAGUUUCUUUUUAGUUUUUUAGCUCACCUGGGCAGACUGGACCAAGUGAGACUAUGCCAUGAUGUAACUGCUGUUGUUCAUCUGACAUAAACUUUUUCUUUUCUUCAUUACCAAACAGUCUGAUAUAGGGAUGAAGACUGAAAAAGUUUGCGAAAAGAAAUUACCAUGGCACAUAUUCAAAGUCAUAGAGAUCAAAUUUGUUGACCUUCAAACAAGUUCUGAUUUAUCAGUGGCCUGUUGUCAUGAUAUUCAGCUAAUGCAUGUGCAUUGAUAUUACUUGGAUGAAGCUCUAUAAGUUCUUAAAAGUUCUGAUUUAUCAGUGGCCUGUUGUCAUGAUAUUCAGCUAAUGCAUGUGCAUUGAUAUUACUUGGAUGAAGCUCUAUAAGUUCUUAAAAUCAAGGUCACAAGGGUUAAAUUUGUUUAAACCUAAACCUUUAAAUGACUUUCUCUGCAUUGAGAAGCUGAGACUUUGAAUGUUAGGAAAAGUUAAUGUAUCUGUGAAAAGCAGGUACGUUACUAUGUCCCCUUUGGUAUUCUUUACACGAUCGGGUGAUGGCUACAGCAUUAGCAAAAAUUGAAAUUGCUUUGUCUUUUUGGUUGAAACGUGGAAUUUUACCUUCAAAUGGCAAUAUUGUUCUGAGUGAAUAUCACACGUAUCUGUUCAAAAAGAUAAAGCGAUACUAAGUAUGGAAGGGAAUUGCCAAGAAGGUCUCAUACUCUGUUAAAGGAACUAUCAUACAAGUAAUUUAUUAUCAGGGGACAGGAAAUAUUUAACUAGUUGUUUUCUGUAUAGCUUUUUUUACUUGUGUUCAUACACAGUCCUGUAAGACCAUGACAAAUAAAAAAGAAUGUUUAUUAUUUUAUUGAAUCCAUGAGUGCAUCUUAUCUCAAGAAAAGAAAAAAAGAUAAUCAAAAAAUCAUUUUUGUGAGUUCUUGGCUUACUGAAGGGCUAAGUGAACUUAUGGCGUUCAUCGUCUGUUUUUUUCUGCAAAUCACUACAAGUCCUAGUCAUCUGUGGAAAUUUUACAAAAUUUGGUCUAAUGCAGAGAAUAAGAAAAGCAGGACAGGACCCAAUAGGAGAAAUUCAGCUUACUCUUAAAUCAUUCUUCUUAUAGCAAUUGAGUCAGAAUAAUCCUGUGACAAGGAAUCAAUCUUGUAUAAAUGGUGGGUCUUGACCUCCCUGGAGGCAGUGAGGUGGUCCAAAAGUGAAAUAUUUUAAGGUAUGUCUUCAUCGUUGAUUAUGACAUCAACCAGGUUACUAAUUUGCACAGGUUUAAGGAUUGUUAUGUAUGUAUAAAAGUUUUAACAAUCAAAUCAGUGUACUGUGUUUUGUUGUAAAAGUUUUAACAAUCAAAUCAGUGUACUGUGUUUUGUUGUAAAAGUUUUAACAAUCAAAUCAGUGUACUGUGUUUUGUUGUAUAAGUUUUAACAAUCAAAUCAGUGUUCUGUGUUUUGUUGUAAAAGUUUUAACAAUCAAAUCAGUGUACUGUGUUUUGUUGUAAAAGUUUUAACAAUCAAAUCAGUGUACUGUGUUUUGUUGUAAAAGUUUUAACAAUCAAAUCAGUGUACUGUGUUUUGUUGUAAAAGUUUUAACAAUCAAAUCAGUGUUCUGUGUUUUGUUGUAAAAGUUUUAACAAUCAAAUCAGUGUACUGUGUUUUGUUGUAAAAGUUUUAACAA
This is a messenger RNA of Ylistrum balloti, 8094 nucleotides long. Its product is annotated as 3'-5' RNA helicase YTHDC2-like. The record is from RefSeq and is a predicted model, not a curated record. Gene Ontology annotation, cellular component: intracellular anatomical structure. Gene Ontology annotation, molecular function: RNA binding; ATP binding; protein binding. Bases 13 to 4548 code for a protein of 1511 amino acids. NCBI's taxonomy places the organism in Eukaryota, Metazoa, Mollusca, Bivalvia, Pectinida, Pectinidae. The transcript has 33 exons.